This is a messenger RNA of Ruditapes philippinarum (Manila clam), 1590 nucleotides long. RefSeq lists its product as uncharacterized. Lineage: Eukaryota; Metazoa; Mollusca; Bivalvia; Venerida; Veneridae. The transcript has 2 exons. The record is from RefSeq and is a predicted model, not a curated record. The coding region runs from base 11 to 376 and encodes 121 amino acids.
UGAUUGGAAUAUGUGGGAUGCAAAUAUUGUGCUUAGAUACUGUGAUGCAGAGAAAAGAUUACCCAAGAUUUCGGCCAAUCUGAGCAAGUGUAAACUACAGAGUUUGUCAUUGGUAAAGAAUAUGCUGAAGUCCAUGGACGACAACCUUAUGACGUCACUGAAACCAUCUUCACAAAAGGAACAACUUCUUCCAUCACUUUUAAUGGGAGCAGAGCACGCUACAGCCAAUGCAAUGCUUUUAUGCAUCAACAGUGACCCGGAUUUCCGAUUCGAAAAGUUUGAGCACAAAGAAAUAUCUUUAAGCAAUGAUAUUAUGUCAGCGGCGAUGUUGAUACAUAGGUAUUUAACAGAUGUGACCAAUAGCAUAGGAAAAUGACAUACAUGUUUAUUAGGAAACAUUGUACAAACUGAACAACACAAUAUUAAAAGCAAAAACAAGAAAAAAAAAGAAAAGAAACGACCUGACAAUUUAUUCUUGUGUGAGUUUUGGACUGUAUACAAUUCUAGGACAGGAAAAAAAGAACAUAUACAAAAGGAUUUUAUUAUUUUGCUUGUAUAUCAUUAUAUGCUGAAUUAAAACUUCCUGGACAUUUUAUCAUGCUAAAAUAGAUAAAUUACAAGCACUUUCAUUGGCCAGUUUUAAAGAUACUGAAAAAUGUAUAGAUAAAUGAGAAAUUUCAUUCAUUAAAACGUAGAUAACAAGUAGACAUAAAAUGAUUACAAAGGGAAACCGAAUCUGAUCCAUGAUAAAACUAAUUUAUGAUAAUGACACAUUUUGUGGUAAAUGUUAAUAUAUCAAUAGGAUAUUAACACACACGAGAUGUAAAAUUGUUUAGAUUUGAUUUAACCUCGGAUAUCUUAAUUUCGUGCUUUGAUAAAUGGAUUACUUUAAUUAUCCUUUCCACGAUAGUGUUCGUAUUAGAAUAAUAUUAUUUCAUUGCUCUUUGAAUACAAAUUAAGAACACUAUUUUCACAAAACAACAAUUUUAACAAAGGGCCAAAAGGUUGAACAACAAGUUCUAGCAGCGUGAGCAAUCACCUUCCCUUGAGCAUUAUAAGAUAUAGAAAAGAAAACAUUUUUAAACACUAAUAUGCGCAUGAACAAUAACAAAGACUAAGACUGAUACAAAUAUAAAGAAGCAAAAAAAAUGAUAUUAAUAUUUUUUUUUUCAAAAAUAAAAGAAAAAAAUUGAACGUUUGCUAUCAUUUUUGAAUGUUAAAAACAAUCAUUUUCCUGCACUUGCAGUAUUGUGAUGGUUUGUAAGGCUGUUCAGAAUUUGUCAUUUAUAAAAGGAAUUGAAAAGAAUUAAGAUUAGUGGUCAUGUCAUGGAUACGCAUAGAUCUGUCUGCAUCAUGCAAUCUCUAAUUCAUACAAUCAGAACAUAUUUACACUGUAAAUAAAUAUAUCAAAACAUAACCUAUUUUCAUAUAAUAUGAACAAAUAAUGCAGAAAAUAUAUUUAAAAUAUAUAUCCAGUUGUAUAAAAAUGAUAUAUUGUGUGAUGUGUAUGCGUCCGUACGUGUAUAUAUGUAUGUUUAUAUGUUUUAUUAAUUUAGUUUCAUUAUAAGCAAAUUAUGUCUCAGAAACAGA